Messenger RNA from Gasterosteus aculeatus aculeatus (three-spined stickleback), 2923 nucleotides. The record is from RefSeq and is a predicted model, not a curated record. NCBI's taxonomy places the organism in Eukaryota, Metazoa, Chordata, Actinopteri, Perciformes, Gasterosteidae.
UGGAAAUGAACAGCUGCUCUUGUGAAAAGGGGGGAACCUGCGGUCCACAGGCGUCUGCAGAGAUCACACAAAGGUCUUGACUGGCUUGUUGGGACAUGGGUGAGCUUAUGAAAUGCAGGUUAUGAUAUGAUUGUUUCUCAGAAAACAUACGACCAAAGUGUUUUCCGCCUCUUCCUGCACCUGUCGGCGACUUGGCGUUUCCACCCAUAACAGCCCUUAUUCGACUGAAGGCAGGACGCGGGCUCACAUUUCACAACGACAAUGCUGCCACCGCAGUCCAGUUGUUACUGAACCAAGGCGUCGCCUGUCACUCAACCUCGCCACCUAGUGGAACUUUGAAGGUUCAACUCCCUGCCGGUCGGCAGCAGCCUUCCAGACGACUACCUCCCUCAUUUGGGGAAAUGCCUGCGCUGCAACACGGCCCUCUGAUCCCAUCCGUUUCCCCCCCUCCCACUGAAGACAGAACAGCACUGAGCGCCUCUGCACAUUUCCAAACAAGAAAUUAAAAGCUCUUCUCCGGCAUCAGUGACGGGAGUUCAAAGGGGCUUUAAACGAGCAGCUCACAAGCGCCGUCCCUUUGACUGACACGCGUGUGAUAUGCGGCCCUGCUCCGUGGCUUCGUGCUAGAGCUGAUGCUGAUGCUGCCCGAAAGCCAGAGCAGCCAACGAGGAGGAAAUUGGGCCACACAGGAGAAGUCAAUCCCCAAAACAGGCUGCACAAACAAGAGCAAAGCCAGAGGGAACCGCCAUCCAAUAGAAUGCUCUCCACAGCUGCUCCAACAGCAACAGACAAUGGCACGUCGCCAACGCUGCCAACGAGUAAAUCUCACAACUGGGAGUUCCUGGUGGCUGUCCUGGUCACGGCCAUCUCCAUCUCCAUUGUUAUCGCCCUCAUAGCUAAAUGCCAGGUGAUCCGGCGCUAUCUGGACAGCUACAGGCACACGCGGCUGAGGGAGACAGACACCAUCAGCCAAUGCGACCCAUCAGGGCUGGAGGUGGAAUUUGACGUGCACGGGGCACGUGGGAUCAACCCUCACCGCGUCCCUCCCGUGAGCGAGGAAGACGACGACGGCUUCAUCGAGGACAACUACAUUCCGGCCAGCGAGAGAGCGAGAGCCGAAAGAGCAGCGGAGAACAUGGAGGACAUGGAGGACUUGGAGGACUUGGAGGACUUGGAGGACACGGAGGAGGAGAUGGAUGAAAUUGAGUUUUCCAUCGCUUAGCAGCCUAGCAUGUGAAUACCAGUGCACGAGGGUGUUGUCAUUUUAAGACUCAAUGCAAGGUACAUUAUUAAGCCAGCAGUUCUCAAUAUUAACAUAUGUCAUUUUUGUAAAUAUGGACAGAAACUAGCUGCCGUUCUACCUUUGGUUGAACGAUUACUUGAUUUGACAGCAAGAAAUGUGUACGAUUAGUAACAACAUAUGUACUGAAUAUGAACAGGGACAUUUCAAUGUACAUCUCUCAGUGACGCACAAUCAGAAGUAUAGAUGACUGUAUGACGCCAUCGAAGAUCAAUUUGAAAUUUGGUUGGAAGCUUAUUCGAGUGUUUUCACAUUGUAUGAAGUGCUAUUUAGAGCAAAUAAGCAACACACGGAUAGUGUGAUGCUGCGGAAAGUGCUGCCCAUCUUUUCCUUCAUAAGUGAGCUUUCGUAGUCGUAAACAGACAAGCUAAAUUAAUGUUAUGUCUUUUCUUUUGUGUUAAGAGCAUCAGUGUACGAUUUUUCUAUUUGCUGGGAAGCACAACGCGCCUUUAACAUUUGUUUUAAACAGGAUACAACUACUGCUAAAUAAUAAAAUGCAGGCUGACUCAAAUUUAGUAAAUGCACCACUUUUAAUGUGUUAUCUUCACUCGGCUGCUAUUUUCAGGAUGAUAAUGUUUUGUGGUGUUAAAAUUUAGCUCUUCAUUCUGACUGUACAGGCCUACUCAUCACGUGGUCGGGUCCCACAUGGGAAACUGCGCGAGCUCAAUACGAUCGAGAAACAUCAGUGCCUGGAUUGUCUGCAGGGUUCAAGUACUGUUUUUUUGGCCUCGUUGUUUUUUUACAACUAGACACAGCACACUUACCUCUGGUUUUAAACCUUGACCACACUGGUAUCAACAAGCGGGAUUACUGGUGACACUGAGUCUCCCAAAGAGACCGUCCAGCUGAUAAGAGCGGUCUGACAGGUCCGGUGAGGCUGCCAGGCGAGGCUUCUAACCCGGAAACACGGCGCGUCAAGCUCACGCAAACGAGGCAAAGCGAAACCGGAACAACACUGACGCUGCCUUCAAAAUAAAAGAACAAUAUUCGUAUCGGGGUUCGUAUAAAUCCAGUUUAAUUGGCAGUUUAACUAAGUAAGUAGAUGAAGUAAUGUACAAUUGAUGCUUUUACUCAACUACACAUUAAACAAGCAAUUAAUAAUACAAACGAAAUGCAUUAUGAUGUAUUAUUAUGGAUAACAAUAGGACUACUAUUGCCGAUAGUUUUAAAGAUAAUGUUUUGAAGACGAUCGCUAAAUGUGCUCUUGUCGAAGGAUUAUUCAUAAUAAUAAACCCACCACUUUAGUGUUAACAUACUAAAGGGAUUACAUUCUACAGCUGGAUUUUAUAACGUGAACGUUUUAAAGUGGAAGGCGUAGUGUUGAGACCCUUUAAGUAGGCACAGAUAACCUACCUGGUAAUAACAGCAGUAUAAAAAUAGUGCUUCAUUCCAAGUACAAUGUCUGCAUUAUCAGACUUCUCGUAAAAUGUAGACUUAUAGUUUGGACUCUAGAAAAGUUAUUUUACUAGAGAAUGACUAGGCUAUUUGAUUUCCACUAUUGUUACUCAUAACUCAAAUUGAAUUUCAAAAUGUUAAGAUUGAACUUAACACACUUUUAACUGCAUACUGUUGGGUAGUAGCUACUUAAAUACAUUAAACAUGGGCUAUUGGAUACAACAUAAA